UCAUCCCUCGACUAGAAAACAAGAGAUCCGAUGGUAUUCCGAUGAAAAAGAUGGUGGCGCCAUUGAUCUCACAGUGUGCCUACUUGUGUGCGACGAACGAUUCCUGUCAAGGUUUCCAUUACAACAAGAUCUCACGGGAAUGUAGCCUUUAUAACAGUCAGAACCACAGAGAUGUGGGGGAGGACAUGGGAAGUAAACACUUUCAAAUCAUGCCGAAAGAGUGUGUUCCUGGGAUUGACGAGUGGUUCCCAGACUUAAAUAAAUGUAUCCACAUCGAUACUACCUUAGUAUAUCACAGCGAAGCUCAAAGCAGGUGCCAUUCACUGUCCAAAGAUUUGAUGAGUCUUGAGACCAUAGCAAAAUACAACACUGUCAAGGCACUUUUGAAUACCUUCGAUAUUGGUGGGUACUUUUAA
Messenger RNA from Saccostrea cuccullata (small rock oyster), 416 nucleotides. RefSeq lists its product as uncharacterized. Bases 42 to 416 code for a protein of 124 amino acids. The record is from RefSeq and is a predicted model, not a curated record. The transcript has 2 exons. NCBI's taxonomy places the organism in Eukaryota, Metazoa, Mollusca, Bivalvia, Ostreida, Ostreidae.